This is a messenger RNA of Acipenser ruthenus (sterlet), 7832 nucleotides long. Its product is annotated as leucine-rich repeat-containing G-protein coupled receptor 4-like. Gene Ontology annotation, biological process: G protein-coupled receptor signaling pathway. Lineage: Eukaryota; Metazoa; Chordata; Actinopteri; Acipenseriformes; Acipenseridae. Gene Ontology annotation, cellular component: membrane. The record is from RefSeq and is a predicted model, not a curated record. The coding region runs from base 621 to 3464 and encodes 947 amino acids. The transcript has 18 exons. Gene Ontology annotation, molecular function: protein binding; protein-hormone receptor activity; G protein-coupled receptor activity.
AGUCAUUAAUAUGUAAUCCAGGCUUUGCAUAUUCAGUAGGACGUGCUGCCAGAUCGGGCACAGGGAACGGGCGCUUGCUGUUAUGCUGCUUGUGCGAGAGAAGGGAGAAGAAACGUGUGGAUUGUGGGAUAGCUGAAAGCUUGCCUGUGUCUUACAGCAAACAAAACGCAAUGAAAAGGAGUACACUCUGUUUUUAUUUUUCUACAGUGAACUGAGUUGUUUUUUUUAAGUGAGUGUUUGGAAUCUCGCUGCGUCCCCUGUUUUAAUGGGACAGAGGAACGUGAAUAGGGAAAGGUGUUUACUAGCUUAUCUAAUGCGGCAAGUCUGCACUAAGCUACCAGCCUAAUGUGGAUUUAAGGGAAACAAGACUUGUUUUUGACAAUAUAUUUUGGUUUUAAGGACAACACGGCAAAUUAAGAACAAGCUGGAUUAUGUUUGGCUUCAAUCGUGUGUUUUUAUUUAUUUAUUUGUAUUCCCAUUUCUAAAUAGAACAUACGUACAUUAGCCUGCUUGAUUUCAUUGUGCUAUAUCGGACUAGAAAACAACACUGAAAAAACAAACCAAGGAGAUAGCAAGGCUCGACUGUUACGCUGUGUUACUAGUACAAACUAACUCUGAGAAUGCUGCUUGCACGUAUCCUGUGUUCGGGAUUGAUAUUGAUUUGUGGAAGCGCUGCAGGGCAAGGCGACUCUUCCCCGGUUCCUUGCCCGGCUCCGUGCCGGUGCGACGGGGAUGGAGGUGCAGAUUGCUCUGGUAAAGGACUGACCACCGUUCCAAUGGGGCUAAGCGCCUUCACCUACUAUCUGGAUAUCAGUAUGAACAACAUCACAGAGCUGCCUGCCGAAGUCUUCAGAAACCUCCCAUACUUGGAAGAACUGCGCUUGGCUGGCAAUGAUCUCGCCUUCAUCCACCCCAAGGCCUUGUCUGGGCUGCACCAGCUCAAAGUCCUGAUGCUGCAGAACAAUCAGCUGAAGACUGUCCCCAGCAAGGUGCUGAAAGGACUGACCUCGCUGCAGUCCCUGAGACUGGACGCUAAUCACAUCACGAUGGUCCCGGAGGACAGCUUCGAGGGUCUUGGGCAGCUGCGUCAUCUGUGGCUGGAUGAUAACAGCCUGACAGAGGUCCCGGUCGGUCCGCUCAGUAACCUCCCCUCCCUGCAGGCUCUGACACUGGCACUCAACAGAAUCUCAAAUAUCCCGGACCGGGCCUUCGCAAACCUCUCCAGCCUGGUAGUGCUACACCUUCAUAACAAUAAAAUUCAACAGAUAGGAGACCAUUGCUUUGCUGGAUUAGACAACCUGGAAACACUGGACCUGAACUACAACAACCUGAUUGAGUUUCCUGGAGCAAUCAAAUCCCUGCCAAACCUCAAAGAGCUGGGAUUUCACAGUAACAACAUAGCCGUGAUCCCUGAAGGUGCUUUCAACAGAACCCCACUCCUAAGAGCGAUACACUUGUACGAUAACCCACUUUCUUUUGUGGGCAGCUCGGCUUUUCAGAACUUGUCAGAACUGCACUCCCUGGUUGUCCGAGGUGCUGGCAUGGUGCAGUGGUUUCCCAACCUGACUGGCACAGUGAACCUGGAGAGUAUAACUUUGACUGGAACUAAGAUAAGCAGUAUUCCCGUUACCUUGUGUCAGGAUCAUAAGAGACUCCGCACCAUGGACCUGUCGUACAACGAGAUAAGUGAUCUCCCAAGCUUCCAAAACUGUGCCAACCUGGAAGAAAUAGCCUUACAGCACAAUCAAAUCAAAAACAUCAAGGCAGACACAUUUCAAGGAUUGGCUUCCCUCCGCUUGCUAGACCUCAGCCGAAAUGAGAUCAGCUCAGUUCAAAGAGAUGCUUUCAUAUCUCUCUCUGCGUUAACUAACCUGGACCUAAGUUUCAAUGAGCUGAACUCCUUACCAACUGCGGGCCUGACCGGACUGAAUCAGCUGAAACUAGCAGGCAAUCUGGCGCUGAAAGGGUUACUGGCAGCCAAGGACCUCCAGAAACUCAGGGCUUUGUCAGUGCCCUAUGCCUACCAGUGCUGUACGUUUGGUGGAUGCGAUUCCUACUUGACUACCAAUGUGGAAGAUCCCAGUAAACAGGAUGGCAGCCUUAAAAAAACAGGUGAUAUAAUCCAUGAAGAUGAAGGGGAAAUAAUUCAGCUGUCUGUGCACUGUACACCUUCUCCAGGCGCUUUUAAGCCGUGUAAGCACUUGCUGGGCAGCUGGAUGAUUCGCCUCACGGUUUGGUUCAUCUGCCUGGUGGCACUGGUGUUUAACAUCCUGGUCCUCAUCACGACCUUCGCCCCCUGCAGCGCUGUGUCCUCUGCCAAGCUUUUCGUGGGCCUGAUCGCCGCCUCCAACGUGUUGAUGGGUGCAUACAUGGGCAUGCUGAGCGGGCUGGAUGCAGCGUCCUGGGGCCGCUUUGCAGACUACGGGGUCUGGUGGGAGACGGGCGUUGGCUGCCGGGCCACAGGCUUCCUGGCUAUCUUCUCCUCAGAAGCCUCCAUCCUCUUCCUCACCCUGGCAGCCAUCGAGCGCAGCGUCUCUGUGAAGGACAUCCUGAAGAAGGGCAAGAGCUGCCGGCACAGGCAGUUCCAGGUGGCGGCGGGACUGGUCGGCCUCUUCGCCAUGGUGGCGGCUUGCCUGCCCCUCUUCCACGUGGGCGAGUUUUCCUCCUCCCCUCUCUGCCUGCCCUUCCCCACAGGCGAGACUCCCUCCCUGGGCUUCACGGUCACCCUGGUCCUCCUGAACUCUGUGGCCUACCUCCUGAUGGCCGUCAUCUACACCAAACUCUACUGCAGCCUCGAGAAGACAGAUGUGUCGGAGACGCUGCAGUCCAGCAUGAUCAAGCAUGUGGCCUGGCUCAUCUUCACCAACUGCAUCUUCUUCUGCCCUGUGGCGUUCUUCUCCUUCGCCCCUCUGGUCACAGCCAUUGCCAUCAGCCCGGAGAUCAUGAAGUCAGUGACACUCAUCUUCUUCCCCCUGCCGGCUUGCCUGAACCCCGUGCUCUACAUUUUCUUCAACCCCCAGUUCAAGGAGGACUGGAGACGGCUCAAACGCUGCGGCAGACGGAGGGACGGCAAGUCAGUGGGCACAGGUGCCGGCGGUCAGAACGGAUGCUCGGCGGGGCAGGAUUUCUACUACGACUGCGAUGUCUACGCUCAGCUGCAGGGCGGCAACCUGACCGUGUGUGACUGCUGCGAGUCGUACAUGCUCGCCAAGCCCAUGCCCUGUAAACACUUGGUAAAGUCACACAGCUGCCCGGCGCUGGCGGUGGUGCCCUGCCAGCGGGCGGACGGUUACUGGUCAGACUGCGGCACGCAGUCGGCCCAGUCGGAGUACGCGGACGAGGGAGACUCCUUUGUCUCGGACAGCUCGGAUCAAGUCCAGGCCUGCGGACGAGCCUGCUUCUACCAGAGCCGCGGCUUCCCUCUGGUCCACUAUUCGUACAAUAUUCCGAGAAUCAAAGACUAGAGCAAAGCCAGUACUAUUCAGAUACUUUAAUAUAAACCAUAAACACUAUGAAACGCAUAUAGUGUCUCUAUAUGCCAACGUUCAGGAAGCACUUUUGUAAUCACUAUGUGACUUGCCUAUUAAGAAGGGAAUUUGGCAAUACUUUUCUUUUUUUCUCUUGAGCCAUGAAUCUUUGUUUAACAAAACAAGUUUCCCGUUUUUUUUUGGUUUUUUUUGGUUUUGUUUUAAAUAAGGUUUUGGAUGUCGUUAACCCAGUCAUUGUAACUUUUGGGACUCCUUUGGAUUCACUUUGUUGGGAUAAUAAGUGUCUUCCUCUUCAGAAUGAUACGGUUGCCUUAGCAAAUGCUUUUUAUUUACAAUUUGAGGGACGUUCUGCUUUUGUUUUCAAUCCAAGUCUAAACGUAAAUUUCAAUUGAGAAACUGGGUACCUACCUCCUAACUUUAUGUAGAAUUAAAAAUGAAAUAGACAUUAGAUAAUGUAUUUCUUCAUGUAAUUCUGUGCUGAUUUGGUUAUAUCUAGGCUUUCUACUUUUCGAUAUUAAUCAGUUAAUGUCAAAUUCUCCAAAAAUUUGAGUUUGACAAAUAAAUUUAUAUAGGAUAAACUCUGGUAAAACCACUUGCUAUUUUUUUUUUUUUUACCAUAAAUAAUAAUUUAGAAAUCCUCUCUAGUUUGUAGUUUUUAUACUUGCUGUCUGUUCCAUCUCCGUUCCGCUCUGAAUGGUUAGGGGUCGCUGUCAGUCAUCUCAGUGGUCUGUUAGUACUGUAGUUUCACUGUCACUGCCAUUUCACCCUGUUCUGACAGAUCUCGUUGACUGAAGCAGCGCUAGAAUGCUCUCAUUCGUUCAAAUGACUGUCAAUCAUCAAGACCUGCACCGACUGUGCACUUUCAUUUGCCAGCUAUCGCGCCUGUCAUUCAAAGCGCCUACUUUGAAAUUAGCGGGUUAAGGUGUAGGUAAGCUUUUGCUAUAGGUAUACGGUGACAGUUACUAGUUUGAUUUGAAAAUGGGGCGAAGCGGGCCCACAUGCUUCUAAAGUAAACUCCCUCCUGGGACACUUCAUAUAAAAACAUUAUUCAGAAAAGUCCCUUAUUUGUGCUGUUCUGCCACAACACCUUGUGUUUGACAUUAGAUUUCCCCUCACUAUUCAUACAGACGUGCUCAAACUUGUUGGUACCCCUCCACAAAAAACAAAGAAUGCACAAUUUUCUCUGAAAUAACUUGAAACUGACAAAAGUAAUUGGCAUCCACCAUUGUUUAUUCCAUAUUUAAUAGAAAUCAGACUUUGCUUUAGAUUUUUUAUUCAGCAUAAUAUUGUAAAUAAUAAAACAAAUGAAAAUGGCAUGGACAAAAAUGAUGGGACCGCUAACCUAAUAUUUUGUUGCACAACCUUUAGAGGCAAUCACUGCAACCAAACGUUUUCUGUAGCUCUCAAUGAGACUUCUGCACCUGUUAACAGGUAGUUUGGGCCACUCUUCCUGAGCAAACUGUUCCAGCUGUAUCAGGUUUGAUGGGUGCCUUCUCCAGACUGCAAGUUUCAGCUCUUUCCAUAGAUGUUCGAUAGGAUUCAGAUCAGGACUCAUAGAAGGCCAAUUCAGAAUAGUCCAAUGUUUUGUUCUUAUCCAUUCUUGGGUGCUUUUAGCUGUGUGUUUUGGGUCAUUAUCCUGUUGGAGGACCCAUGACCUGCGACUGAGACAGAGCUUUCUGACACUGGGCAGUACGUUUUGCUCCAGAAUGCCUUGAUAGUCUUGAGAUUUCAUUGUGCCCUGCACAGAUUCAAGGCACCCUGUGCCAGGCGCAGCAAAGCAGCCCUAAAAACAUUACCGAGCCUCCUCCAUGUUUCACUGUAGGUAUGGUGUUCUUUUCUUUGAAAGCUUCAUUUUUUCGUCUGUGAACAUAGAGCUGAUUUGACUUGCCAAAAAGCUCCAGUUUUGACUCAUCUGUCCAAAGGAUAUUCUCCCAGAAGGAUUGUGGCUUGUCAAUAUGCAUUUUAGCAAAUUCCAGUCUGGCUUUUUUUUGUUUUUCUUUCAAAAGUAGAGUCCUCCUGGGUCUUCUUCCAUGGAGCCUACUUUCGCUCAAAAAGCGACGGAUGGUGCAAUCAGAAACUGACGUACCUUCACCUUGGAGUUCAGCUUGUAUCUCUUUGGCAGUUAUCCUUGGUUCUUUUUCUACCAUUCGCACUAUCCUUCUGUUCAAUCUGGGGUCGAUUUUCCUCUUGCAGCCGCGCCCAGGGAGGUUGGCUACAGUUCCAUGGACCUUAAACUUCUUAAUAAUAUUUGCAACUGUUGUCACAGGAACAUCAAGCUGCUUGGAGAUGGUCUUGUAGCCUUUACCUUUACCAUGCUUGUCUGUUAUUUUCUUUCUGAUCUCCUCAGACAACUCUCUCCUUUGCUUUCUCUGGUCCAUGUUCAGUGUGGUGCACACAAUGAUACCAAACAGCACAGUGACUACUUUUCUCCAUUUAAAUAGGCUGAAUGACUGAUUACAAGAUUGGAGACAUGUGUGAUACUAAUUAAAGAAACUAAUUAGUUUGAAAUAUCACUAUAAUCCAAUUAUUUAUUAUCUUUUCUAAGGGGUACCAACAAAUGUGUCCAGGCCAUUUUAGAAUAUCUUUGUAGAAUAAGCAAUAAUUCAUCUCUUUUCACAGCUUCUUUGCUUUAUUCUAUGACAUACCAAAGGCAUGCAAGUAUACAUGAUAAAAUAGCUUUUAAUUUAAUCACUUUUCAGGAGGAAUGAAGCAUUAUUUCAAUGAGCUUUAAGGGUACCAACAAAUUUGAGCACGUCUGUAUGUGAGAUCUUCAGAACUUGGCCUUUUUGAUUUGUAAAGAAACCAAAAUUGCAGUCAAACGCAAUUAUUUUAUACUGUAUUCAGAAACACGUAUGUGUUGCUGCUAACUUACUUUUUGCAAUCAUUCAGAAGGGUUUUUAUUGCAAUUAGUCAGAUGUGUUAUUAAUAUAGCCUGUGUUAAGGUGCUUUUUCUGUAGACAUAUGUAACACAUGCUACAUCAGCAAAAUCUCUCAUUAUAACAGUCGGCAACAGCCAUUUAACACCCACUGUGUUCUAAGCUUCGCUUUGUAUUGCUGUCACAGUAGCAGUUCUAAGUGACAUUGACUCUUAACAAUACACUGUCGGUUCUUUGAUCUAGUCUGUGUAACAGAUUGUAACGAUUGUAACGCGAUUGUAAUGUCUACGGUGAAAGAGAAUCUAGUAGCAACUAGAUCCGAGUUGUUCAGGCCAAAGCAUUUUAACAUAGACUAUAUCAAAAACUAAAAAAAAAAAUGAUAGUAAUGAAGUGUCAGCAUUUGGUAGAGGGGAGUCUCAGAGAAGUCUAGAAGACAACGUGCAGGUCUUGGAGAAUGUGGAUUCCCCAUGGAGGAACUAGGUGUACCGUACAGCUGUCCCAAUGUGCAGGAUAGCAACAGGGUCUAUCAAGUGCCAUUGCUGAACCUCUGCAGCUCUACAUACUCAUGUGUUUGUUGCUUCUGUUUUUAUUUUCAUAUUUGUCUCCAGUGUUGUGCUGUGUGCCAAAAGAGGCUGCAUUUCAUUUGAAAGAAUGUGGUCUCCUUUAGGGCAGCUUGUCUCUUAGGGUACAACAUGGUAGAAAUUGGGUUUGGCAUAUUACAAAUCAAUACUGCAGCCUAUAGCAAUGGCUAAAAUAGUGCAGCUGGUUUCUUUUUUUUCUGAAAGGACCAUUUAUUGGGUACACCAUACACAUCACCUUGUGGGUUUUAUUUAUUUUUUUUUUUUUUUGUCAACAGUAGUAUUGUAACUAUAUCUGGAAGACAAAACAUAAAAUGAACCAACAGCUUUUUAUCACAAUGACAAGGGAACCAAUGACAAGUUUGCUGAUGCUAAUGAGAAGUAAGAAUGGUUAGCUCCUUUAAUGGAUGGGACGCUCACUGCAACAGCCUUUGACGUUUAAUAAUAACAUUCCUGGAAAAGAAGAAACAGCAAGGUGUGAACUGUAUAUAAUGUGCAUCAAAUAAAUUCUUAACUUGUGGGGUGGGUGGGUGUGUGUGCGCGCGCGUGUGUGUUGUAAAUUAUUUGAUAGGUUAAAAAAAAAAAACAGUAAUAAAAAAAAAGACUAAAAUAAACCUAAUGGGAUACAUUGCAUAACAAUGGAAGCUACCUCCUGAACUGUUGUGGCUGCCAGUAGCAGGAUUGAAAAAUUGUGUUGUUUUUUUUUUCUAUAGAUGUUUGUGCUGUUGCUUUUGUAAAUAAAUCUGGUUGUAUAUUGUAACGCAAUUUUGGAAUUAUUGUAUAUUAAAACAAAAAAAAAAAUGUAGUUUAUAAAUGUGGAAGGGCUGGAUGUACUGUAUACUGUAAUUUUUGUAAACCAUUCAUAUAUAAAAGAAAAUCAUUGCUUUUAA